UAUGAGGAGGCAGAGAGCAAGUGCAGCGAGGAAAGAAACCUAAACGUAAAGUUCUUUGCGGCAAAGGCCCAGUAGAUCAGGACACACCUCAGCAGCUCAUAUGAAAUAAUAAAACUCAAGGAAAUAACUUCAGCAGAUAUGAGCAACUGGCAUUAAGCAACUGACUACUGGGGUUGCUUCAAUUUGGUUGGGAAGUGAACUAAAGGGGAGAAAUUGAGGAACAAGGAGUGAGCUGUGAGGGAGGAAAAUGGUGGCACCUUCAGUGUGAGCUGUGAGCUAGGUGUGAUUUCUACAAACUGCAGUGUGUGAGUGUGAACUGGUCGACAGUUUAAUUGCAGGUUUCUGCUGAGCAGAACGUGUGGUUUCUUGAUUGACCUGAUUGCUGCUAGUGAUACUGUUAUGGACUCCACUACACUGCUGUCGUUGGUGGGCGGGGCUCUCCUCCUGUCAAUCAUCCUUGUAACCAGUCUUUGUACAUACUGUUGGGGACAUAAACAACCAACAUCCAUCCAUCAGAGGUCCAGUGACUCAGAAUACCCCCCAGCAUCAGGUUUUGUGGUUCGGCAUCCCGUGUCGACAUAUGCGCCCCAUAUGGACCAUACCAGAAUUAUACCUUACCAACAUUCCAAUUCUCUUGGUUCACCAUCUAUUACUGUCACAAAGGUGCGCUCCUGUCCUCCCUCAGAAACUGGAAGUCAAGCCAGUUAUGUGAAUCAAAACGAGAGUGGCGAUGAGCGGAGUAAUCAGCAAACAAGUGAAUAUAUAACUGUUAUUCCCGAUUCCCCGAUCACGCCGUCUCUGGGACCCAGCAGAGCUUCAUCCCUGAGCUCAGGAGAAUGCUACAUUAAUGUAGAUAAUAAAGAUGUCAGUGCACGGGAAGAAGAUACAAGCAACCAUGAGAUAUAUUUGGAAGAAUCAGAUUCAGACAUCCCUGAUUAUGAAAAUUUCAAUAAUUCUCCAGGCCAGAGAAAAAAAAGUCUGUCCCGUGGAAGUCAUAGCAGUGAUGACCGAGACAGCUCUGAUUAUGUCAACACAGGCCCUAAUUUACAAUAAUCAAGAAUUUGCCUUUUACCAAAUAAAGACAGUUAAUGAGGUCAGAGGCCUAACCAUCAUCCUGACUGCCGGAGGAGUUUCCGGAGUUAACUAGGCUUUGAAUUUUGAAGUGCAUCACCAAGAAAGCAUUGAACCAGUGUCCCCUCGGAAAACUUCCUCCCUCAAUCCUUUCGACAGAUUUGCUGACGAUACCUGAGAAUGUUUUUAUUUUUUACAUGAACAGUUGCUGUUUACAAUGUACUGCAUCCUGGCUUUUACUUCUAAAUAUGAGCACAAAUUUCUUCAACUCCGGCAUGUAAUAUAUAGCUUUUUGUCAUAAAAAUUCAUAAACCUUUUAGCUAUUGGUUUGUAAAUGGGGAAAUAAAAGUUUUACUAAUUCAAA
Molecule: messenger RNA, 1435 nt
Organism: Carassius carassius (crucian carp)
Lineage: Eukaryota; Metazoa; Chordata; Actinopteri; Cypriniformes; Cyprinidae
Exons: 13
Coding region: 400-1053 (217 amino acids)
Source: RefSeq, a predicted model, not a curated record